Molecule: messenger RNA, 3740 nt
Organism: Caenorhabditis elegans
Lineage: Eukaryota; Metazoa; Nematoda; Chromadorea; Rhabditida; Rhabditidae
Gene: H43E16.1
Product: VWFA domain-containing protein
Exons: 10
Coding region: 50-3661 (1203 amino acids)
Source: RefSeq, marked reviewed
AUCAUUCUCUUCUCAAAAAAGAAAGAACUAAAUUUUCAGGUUCUUGGGGAUGAGUUCCAUGUUUAAGGACCUUGGCAGGGUUCAUAUUAUUUCUUUUGCCGUUGGUAUUGUUGGAUUAGUUGUUGGUAUUAUUGGUAUUGUAUUAGCUAUUGUUUUUGGAACAUCUUCCUGCCCUACGUGUAAUACCUGCCCCACCCAAACACAAUGUAACACAAACUUAUUCUCUAUAAGUACACAAGUCAAUAGCUUAAAAUGGAAUAAUGAUUACUCUGAUCCAAACAGCGACGCUUACAAAUAUGCAGUUAAGAACAUAACGGAUUCUCUUACAUCAUCUUUAGUCAGUGGUUUGAAUAAUGGACCGUCAUCAGCAUCGAUGAAUCAUAUUUUUGCAACUUCAUCAACGUUCAACAGUGUUCAAGUCCAAAUUUCUAAACUAGUUCCAAAUGGUGAUAAGGUCAUAGCAAUUGGAAACGGAGCUAUUUCUUCAACUGCAGCACAGGCCACAAUUCCAAGUGAUCAAAAAGUCAAAGAAGUGAUUACUUCUCAAAAUACAACAUACUCGGAUGUGAAAACGGCUUCCGAUGCUUGUGAUAAGAACAUCACUCUGCCCGAAUGCCCAGCAACUCCAACAUGCCCGACACAAUCAUCGCAGUGUAACACCAAUCUAUUCGCAAUAAGUACAGGAAUUAACAACAUGGUGUGGAACGUAGAUUAUUCGAAUCCAAACAGCGAUGCAUACAAAAAUGCGGUACAAAACAUAUCUGAUAGUCUAACUCAAUCACUCAUCUCGGGUCUGAACACUGCAUCCUCAUUAUAUCGAAUUCUUGCCGCAAUGCCAUCAAAUAAUAUACAAGUUCAAAUUUCCGCUCUUCGGCAAGGUUCUGACAAUAUGGUUGUAGCUAUUGGAAACGGAGCAAUCUCAUCAACUUCUGAUCUUGGAACAAUGCCUACCGAUCAAAAUGUUAAUAGCGUAAUUACUUCUGAUAAUAGCACGUAUUCAGAUGUUCACACGGCACCACAGGCUUGCAAUAAAAAUAUAAUUCAAACGGAUUGUCCUGUCUGCUCAACUGCUGCUCCAGUUGUAUGUACUACAGCUUCAAGUGCCCCAGCUAGUACCGCAGUAGUCACCACCACAAUGCCAGUGACGACUGUGCAAACUACAGUAACAUCCAUCGGAACAAGUACAUCACCCCAAGCAGUUGUCACUACAACAGGUAAUCCCACCACAACUGCACAACUUUCUUCAAGUUCUAAAACCUUGACAUCUACACAAACCACACAAGGAUCUCCCAGCACGGUUUCACAAACUACACCAGGGGUAUCGAGUGCUUCCACGGGCAUGACAACUUCACAGGCUUCACUCAGAUCCACUCAAAACUCUGUGACCAGCACACCGGGUUCUUUCACAGUAACAUCCACACCCACAAUCACAAGUACACAAGGAGCAAUGGCAUCCAGUUCAUCAAACUCGCCAACUAGCACCCAAGCAAUCAGUUCAUCAACGGUAACUACGGUAGCAUCCUCUACAAUUGCUCCAACAUCCUCACAGGAAUCAAGUUCGAUCGCUAGCUCAUCAGCUCCAUCUCAAUCCACAACUGUGAUCACAGUGUCAACUACUGCGACGGUUUCUUCCGGUCAGUCAACAUCCACAUUCGGAACAACCAUCGGCCAGGGAUCGUCAUUUGGAUCUUCCACAAUUCAAACCACCCAGGGUACAUCUUCAUUUGCACCAAUUCCUAGCACUGCUGGAUCUUCAUCUCAAACACCUGGUAGUAUGAGUUCAACUGGUACGACUGUCGGCCAAAUGUCUAGUUCAUUCCAACCGACGGCACCCACUAGUCUAGGAACUAUUAUGACCACACCUGGUACCUCCUCAAUUCCAUCAAUUAGCACUUCAGUUAAUUCUGGGUCCAGCACAAUUGGGUCCACUGUUACACAGGCACCAUCAUCUUCUACUAGCAUGGGUCCCUCACCCUCUCAAUCAACAGCCGGUAGCACAAUGACUUCUGCACCACCAGUGACUUCUUCGUCUUCAGCUAAUACUGGAUCUACAUCAAGUGGCACAACAGUGUCAGUUCAAACCACACAAGUAUCAUCUACAACAUCUCCAGUUGCUAGUAGUUCUUCUCAAAUGACUUCCACUCAGCAACCAUCGGGAAGCUCAAGUUCUAUUGGAUCAACAGUUAAUCAAGGUUCAUCGUCAGUAACUACACAGCCUCCAGCAAGUUCGCGUUCAACAGCCUCUCAAGGAUCAAGCUCAGCUCAACCAAUCGCUUCAUCGAGCACGAUGGGAUCGACAGCCGGAUCGUCAUCACCUCAACCAACUGCAUCGUCUACAUCGGUUCCGUCUUCCACAGGAGCAACUAGUUCAGGAUCGACUGUUGGAUCCAGUACAAUGGGUUCAACACAGUCUUCGCUGCCAUCGAGCACGAUGACUAACACUGGAUCAACUGGUUCAACUGUAACUAACCAGCUGGCCUCUUCAAGUACUUAUGGUGCAUCAUCAACUGAGCCAAUCGCAUCAUCCACAGCAAACCCAGGAUCAUCUACCAGCGGGCAAACAGCGGUCACUACCCAAGGAUCUUCUUCAACUCAAACAAAUUCUAAUACUGGAUCUACUGGAUCAACUGUAACUAACCCUCCAGUAUCUUCAAGCACAUCUGGAUCAUCAUCAACUCAGCCGAUCGCAUCAUCAACAGCAAACCCAGGAUCAUCUACCAGUGGAACAACAGUAGUAACUACCCAAGGAUCGUCCUCAACUCAAACAAAUCCUAAUACUGGAUCUACAGGAUCAACUGUAACUCAGCCAUCGGCAUUUUCAAGCACUUCUGCAUCAUCAUCAACUCAACCGAUUGCAUCAUCAACUACAGCAAACCCAGGAUCAUCUACCAGUGGACCAACAAUUGCAAGUACGCAGGGAUCAUCUUCAACUCAAACAAAUUCAAACACUGGAUCGACCACUGUAGCUACUACUGUAACACAAGGAUCCUCAACUGAAGGGAACACUGGGUCAACUACUGUAAAUUCUCAAAGCAGUAGUGUUGCAUCAACAGUAGCAUCCAGUACAUCUAACAUUGUCUCAUCCACUUCCCAAGCUCCAACAUGUGCUUCUCCGUACAGUGGAAAGAUUGCAACUGUUUUUGAAUUGAGUGCAAACAGUGCGACGAAUGUUGUAAACUUUGUGACCAAUAAUUUGUACAACUCAGUCAACUAUGAUUUUACUUCAACUACACAAGCAAUCAAUGUACCAUAUGGACAAACCGACAGUUAUCCUACCAAUAAAUUUUUACAAUAUGGUGGGGCAAAGAGUUUAACGAAUCUUCAAGACAACAUAUCUGAUUUAUUAGAUAGUGCUAUUUUGAUGAUGGAUUCCACAAUUUCCGACGGGCUUCAAUGGCUUCAUGCUAAUAGAGAUCCAGCUGGAACAAAUGCAGUUAUCAUUAUUGUUGGAAACCACGAUGAUGAAAACCCCGCAAUGACUACAUUCACUCUUCGAGACCUCAGAGCACAAGGAUAUAAAGUGAUUUCGGUAGCUGUUGGUGAAGGUCAUGGAGAUUUUUCCCUAAUUCCGGAUAAACAAGAAUGGUAUUUCCAAGUAAACGAUUCAAAUGGACAAAAUAUUGCUGAUCAGAUCUCAUCUAUUCUUUGCAACUUGAAAUAAUCAUCUCCCCACUGAUAUCUUUCCUUACUGUGCAAGUUUACCCAUUUCUUUCAGAAAUAAAUAUAUUACCUAUAACAGA